Molecule: messenger RNA, 2521 nt
Organism: Rhinolophus ferrumequinum (greater horseshoe bat)
Lineage: Eukaryota; Metazoa; Chordata; Mammalia; Chiroptera; Rhinolophidae
Gene: DDX51
Product: DEAD-box helicase 51
Exons: 15
Coding region: 1-1917 (638 amino acids)
Cellular component (GO): nucleus
Molecular function (GO): nucleic acid binding; ATP binding
Source: RefSeq, a predicted model, not a curated record
AUGGCGCUCUUCCACGUCGCGCGGUACACGGGGCCCGAGGCGGCCGCGGCGGAGGCCGAGGCGGACGGCCGUGCCCGCGCGCUGCUCGAGCGGCUGCAGUGCCGGGCCCGGGAGCGGCAGCGGCAGCGGCAGCCGCGGCAACAGGAGCCGGAGGAGGCCACGCCGGCCGCGGGGUCGGCGGGGAAGCGGCGGCGGCGGCCCCGCAGGCCGCGGAGGCGCCAGAGCAGCUGGACGCCGGGGAGCAAGCGGCGGAAAGCGGACGGCGGGGACGCCGGCGCAGACAGCAGCGAGGAGGCGCCGGGGGACGGCAGCGUGGACGCCGAGGCUGCGGGGCCGGAGGAGGCCCCAGGCGGACGGCCGCCCGACGAGGCGCGUGGGCCCCCCGCACAGGCCUUGGUGCUGGGCGCGUUCGGGAGGAGCAGGGCGCCGAAGGUCCGACCUUUCCUGCCAGCGUGGCUGGCUGAGCCAAGCUGUGUCGGAAAGAACGUCACUGAAGACCUGGUGCCCAUUGAGGACAUCCCCGAAGUCCACCCUGACCUGCAGAAGAGGCUGCGGGCACAAGGCAUCUCGUCCUACUUCCCAGUCCAGGCUGCGGUCAUCCCCGCUGUCCUGGAGAGCGUGGCCAGCGGGUUUCUGGUGGGCAGAGGUGGCUACCAGCCCAGUGACCUCUGUGUUUCUGCCCCAACGGGCAGUGGGAAGACACUGGCUUUUGUCAUUCCCGUGGUGCAGGCCCUGCUGCCGCGAGUCGUGUGCCAGGUCCGCGCCCUGGUUGUGUUGCCCACCAAGGAGCUGGCCCAGCAGGUGAACAGAGUGUUCAACAUCUACACAGACGCCACCCCUCUGCGCGUCGCCCUGGUCACCGGGCAGAAGUCGCUGGCCAGGGAGCAGGAGAGCCUUGUCCAGAAGACAGCCGACGGCUUCCGCUGCCUGGCUGACAUUGUGGUGGCCACCCCCGGCCGCCUGGUGGACCACAUCGACCAGACGCCGGGGUUCAGCCUCCAGCAGCUCCGCUUCCUGGUCAUCGACGAGGCCGACCGGAUGACGGACAGCAUGCACCAGUCCUGGCUGCCGCGGGUGGUGGCGGCCGCCUUCCCGAAUGACGGGACCAAAGGUCCCUUUGCUCUGCUCCAGAGGAGGCAGCUCCAGGCCGUGACCGCUGCCAGCACCUGCUGUCCCCAGAUGCCACUGCAGAAGCUGCUCUUCUCAGCCACCCUGACCCAGAACCCCGAGAAGCUGCAGCAGCUCGGCCUCUACCAGCCCCGGCUCUUCUCCACGGGGCUGGCUCGUGGAGGCCCCGGAGACGCCAGCGAGGACGUGGACUCGGGUGGGAAGUACACCUUCCCUGUGGGGCUCACGCACCACUACGUGCCCUGCAGCCUGCGUGCCAAGCCUCUGGUCGUCCUGCAUCUCAUCCUGGACAUGAACUUCUCGAGGGUUCUCUGCUUCACCAACUCCCGCGAGAACUCCCACAGGCUCUUCCUGCUGGUCCAGGCCUUCGGGGGUGUGACGGUGGCCGAAUUCUCCUCCCGCUUCGGGCCUGGCCGGAGGAAGACGGUUUUGAAGCAGUUUGAGCAAGGGAAGAUUCAGCUCCUCAUCAGCACAGACGCCACGGCUCGCGGCAUCGACGUGCAGGGCGUGCAGCUGGUGGUCAACUACGACGCCCCCCAGUACCUGCGGACCUACGUGCACCGGGUUGGAAGAACCGCCCGCGCUGGGAACACCGGACAGGCCUUCACACUGCUUCUCAAAGUGCAGGAGAGGAGGUUCCUGCAGAUGCUGGCUGAAGCCGGGGCGCCCGAGCUGGAGCGUCACGACGUGCCCAGCAAGCUCCUGCAGCCGCUGGUCCCGCAGUACGAGGAGGCCCUGGCCCAGCUGGAGAGGGCCGUCAAGGAAGAACGAAGGCAGAAGGCGGCCUAGGCAGGGGCUCGAAGGGCAGGUGGGACCCGAGACCUUCCCGUGCAGCAAGGUGUGUGCCCCUGCUGGGUUAGCCGCCGCUCUGGAAGGAUCCUGGGUACUGGCUGCUGGACGUGUGAGCAAACGACGGAUUCCUCGGGUUUCUGGAAGGGGCCUUCCGCCCCCAGCCCACGUCCUCAGGCCGGGCCCCUGGACACGAAGACCUUUCGUCACUGCGCCAGUCCUGUCUGAGACCGUCAAAGGCACACAAGGUCGGGCUCCGAUCAGGUGCUUUUCUUGGAAGUGGGGCUUUAGUAAACUUGUGGGCACUCCCGCAGAACUGACGGAUGGCGUCUGUCCUGUGUGGCUGGGCAUGGGCUGCUCCGAGUCCUCCCUGUGGGCUGGGAGGUGGCAUGUGUCAUAGCCGACCCGGCAGGUGUCAGCAUCUUCGCAGGUGUCACCACAGACCAGGAAACACAGCUGUGGGGUCACCACCAGGGUACACGACACGCUCACAGCACGAGAUGCUUCAUCAUGAAUGUAACUGAAAUGUUUGUAAGAAGGCUCUUUCCUGAAGUUUAUAUGCUAAUAUUAAGACAAACUUAAUAAGAAUGAACUGGUUUUUUAA